Molecule: messenger RNA, 2748 nt
Organism: Aphanomyces astaci
Lineage: Eukaryota; Oomycota; Saprolegniomycetes; Saprolegniales; Verrucalvaceae
Exons: 9
Coding region: 18-2702 (894 amino acids)
Biological process (GO): transcription by RNA polymerase III
Cellular component (GO): transcription factor TFIIIC complex
Molecular function (GO): protein binding
Source: RefSeq, a predicted model, not a curated record
GCGAGACACAACAUUCGAUGGCGUUUGACCAAGUGGACGCGCUCAAGCAUGCGGUGGCCGUGCAUGUGGAGACGCAGAAGUCCAAGCACUCCAUCUCCAUCGCGCCGUUGACGUCGAAGAGGUCCCAACAGGUUGUGUACUUGAACGCAGGUGGGCCAGUGUGGGCAGUCGAUUGGUACCAGCCUCCUUCGACGCCUUCCACGUCGUACAUCGCGUUGAGCGCCCAUCCUACGGUGUCCUCAGCCAACGGCGACGUAGUCGUGCCGAAUCAUUCGUACAACGAACGAUACGACGGUGGGAACGUGGUGCAGAUCUGGGCCGUGUCAGCCAAGUCGAAGCAACACAGCAGUUCGCUGGUGCUGUCGAUCCCGCACAACGGCGCGUUCGCGUGGAGCCUCAAGUGGGCUCCCCAUGUCUCUGCCUGUCUCCCCACCAUCGGCCUGGGCGUGCUGGCGGCGGCGUUGGGAGAUGGUACGUUGCACCUGUAUCGCAUGCUCCACGACCAGUCGUACUCGAUGGUGGGCACAUAUCAAGACCCACACAGCUCGCUUUUGUCCAUCUCUUGGUCCCGCACACAUCCGUACAUGUUUCUCACUGGUCGAGUUGACGGUGCGAUACACAUGUGGAAUGUGCAGGAAGCCCUGGAAGCAAGCAUCAAUGAUCUGGUCACAACCCCGUCCUCGCUAGCUCCGCACCGUCGGUACGAAGACGCUGAUUCAACAUCCAAGCAACCGCGGCAUCACUGGGGCUGUGGAUGGGUCGCCGUGCGGGAGAUUGCAUGGAGUGCGCACGAUCCGCACCUGUUUUGCACCAUGGGAAAUGACACGACGCUUCGUAUCUGGGAUAUCCGGGAGCCCCGCGCCUGCCUCCGGGCCCACCGCCUCGUGAACUUCACAUUUGGCUUGGCCUUAUUGUGGCUCAACCCGACUACGAUCUUUGUAUCGACAGAUCAAGGCUCGAUCUUUGGAGUGGACCCCCUGACUGGUAUGCAGCGGCUAUUGCUCGCACAUCCCCAUUUGGACAGUCCUGUGUGGUCUUGUGCGUACUUGCAAACUAAAGUCGGCAACAUUCCCGUCAUGUUGUCUGCGUGUGCAAGUGGGUCCAUUCUUCAAACCCGCCUCGAUCGCCUUAGCACCAAGCGAAGCUGCCCGACUUUGUUUGCCCAGCUGAAAACCAUAUCCCCCCAACACCUGAGCGUGUCAUUUGAGAAAAUCGCGCGGAAAGCCAACGCCGGUAGCGGCAAGCGGACGUUCCCUGACCGCAACUUGGCCAUCCAUCGCGUGCUGUUUUCACCUGAUGGGUCGCAAAUGAUGUGGGCUGGGGUCACGGGGUUGGUGGGCAUCGCGCCGUACGAGUAUGAAGUACCCCGUGUUGCCAGCGGCAAAACCAUUGGCCGACCACGCAAGUACGACAUCAACUCGAAAGAAGGCCGACGGAAGAAACCACUCAAGUAUGCCAAGGACAUCAAAGAAGAAGUGGACGACGAGGAUAGCAGCACCAGCAGCCAAAGCGACGACGGCGACUUGGACUUGUCCGAUGGUAACAGCAGCGGUGGCGAAGAUCGCGUCCAAGUGCAAGGAAAGAAGCGAGCGGCCAGGGUCGUUGUGAGCACCCGAAAGAAACCCAGGGUGUCAUAUGUGGAACCAGAAGAUAUCGACACAUUCGCGCAAAGUAUUAGCGAAGAUGGCGACGGAGAAGAGGCCCCCCUACUGACAAGCAAAAUACAAGCUAUAACCCCAUCAGCAACCGCGCCACCCAAGCGCGGCCGCCCCAAGAAGCUAGUACCCAUGAAGAAACGAGGUGGGGUGAUGACAGGUCCUCUGGACGCGCAUAUCGUCAAGCAAGGGGUUCCAGAGGUAGUUGCCGCAGCGGAGGUCACAGACGCGACCCCAUUGAAAACACGGCGCCGCGUAGCUAUGAAGGCACUGCCGCCGUCACCGUCGAUCGAUUUAACUGGCAAGGAACCAGCUGAUGGAAAGUCAGCCAAACGAGCCCAAACAACGAAGGCGUUGGCUGCUGGUGCUGCUACCCCUUCUAGAGGUAAAAGCACGGGAAAGGGAGCUGCCGUGGCUCCUAGGGGCAAAAGCACGGGAAAGAGAGCUGCCGUGGCUAAACAACUGGCCAUCCCCGCAGCCAAAGUGGUUGCACAGCCACUUGCUCCAGAAGUAGAUGCGAUCGGCGAGGACGCUAAACAAGUGCCAGCUAAAUCGACGACCAAGGCUGUGAAAGCCACAAAGAAGGCUCCCGUUGCUCCGAAACUCUCUGGGAAACACAAGGCGAAACCAGCCGUAGCCACGAAACUAACAAAGCCACGAGGAAGAGCAAAUCCACCGACCCCCACCACCGCGAGCCCUAGCAGCAAGAAAAUGGUGCAAACCACACUCCAACUCGUGAAAAAGGAGCCAAAACCAACGGCUGCCGUGGCGACGACUACUGAACUAGACUCUGCAACUUCUGCAGCAACAAAGCUGCCUUGUUUUACCUUUGCGGUGGGCCAAGUCGUGCAAGUAGCGGCUCGCACGAAUCCAGGCAUAAACAAGUUGGGCGGCGCCGGGUUCGUCAAAGCCAUCUAUCCAAAUGAUGGGACUGUGGAUGUCAAGUAUGUAUUGGGCGGGCAAGAGCGAGGCGUGCCCGUUGCGUACGUAACGGCCGAGGUCACCCCAACGAACGACAUGCCGGUGAAGCGGCAACGGCGAUGUUAACAAGAUAAAUGACAAUGGAACUCCAAUGUGUUUGGGGAACAGUGGG